AUGGGGUGUCUACAUCUUCCUCAUUUGCAGCAAAAUCAUUUUGACUGCUCUGAGCUUCAUGACAAGUUCUUGACUCACUUUUCACACCUUGAAGAUGAGAUUGGCCAUUUAUGCAAGUCUCAAAAAGCCAAGAUAAGCAUUGUGAAGGAUGUCAGUGGCAUUAUCAAACCGUCAAGGCUCACUCUUCUUCUUGGACCUCCAGGCUGUGGGAAAACCACCUUAUUAUUGGCUCUAGCAGGAAAACUAAACCAGUCUGUCAAGGUUGCGGGGGAAGUCUUUUACAACAUCUACAGGCUCGAUGAGUUUGUACCUCAGAAACCAUCAGCUUACAUAAGCCAAUAUGACCUGCACAAACCCGAGAUGACUGUGAGGGAAACGACAGAUUUUUCUGCACGCUGUCAAGGUGUUGGAAGUAGAGCAGAAAUUAUGAAGGAAGUUAGCAAAAGGGAGAAAGAAGCAGGAAUUGUCCCUGACAUAGACAUUGACACCUUCAUGAAGGCGACUUCAAUUGAGGGGCAAAAAAGAACUCUUCAGACAGAUUAUAUUCUGAAGGUAAAUUAUUUUCAAUCAGAGCAGGGUCAAUGUCGGUUGUAAAGCAAAUUAUUUU
Molecule: messenger RNA, 607 nt
Organism: Camellia sinensis
Lineage: Eukaryota; Viridiplantae; Streptophyta; Magnoliopsida; Ericales; Theaceae
Source: RefSeq, a predicted model, not a curated record